Messenger RNA from Maylandia zebra (zebra mbuna), 450 nucleotides. It is a transcript of the gene cox6a1, whose product is annotated as cytochrome c oxidase subunit 6A1. Gene Ontology annotation, biological process: mitochondrial electron transport, cytochrome c to oxygen. Lineage: Eukaryota; Metazoa; Chordata; Actinopteri; Cichliformes; Cichlidae. The record is from RefSeq and is a predicted model, not a curated record. Gene Ontology annotation, molecular function: enzyme regulator activity. Gene Ontology annotation, cellular component: respiratory chain complex IV; mitochondrial inner membrane.
CUUCCGGUCUAUUCGUCAGCCAGAAAGGAAAAUGGCGGCCUUUGGACGUUUCUCUCAAGUGUUGCUGAGGUCUUCUUUGACCCAAACCCGGCGUCAGCUCUCUGCCGCUGCCGGACACGGCGAGCAGUCAGGGAAGACCUGGAAGAUCCUCACCUUCGUGGUUGCCCUUCCAGGUGUUGGAGUUUGCAUGUUGAACACAUUCUUGAAGGAGCAGCACCACAGCCAUGAGCAACCAGAGUUUGUCCCCUACACCCAUCUCCGCAUUCGCAGCAAGCGUUUCCCCUGGGGUGAUGGCAACAAAAGUCUUUUCCACAACCCACAUGUGAAUCCUCUUCCUGAUGGCUAUGAGGGACAUGAGUAAAAAACAAACCUCCAGAUGUCACAGAUGGGAUCAGUCCUUGUUAAGCAGUUGUUAUUGGACCACACUCCUAUUCACAGUUUACUCUUUUC